Messenger RNA from Homalodisca vitripennis (glassy-winged sharpshooter), 8404 nucleotides. Its product is annotated as zinc finger protein 2 homolog. The coding region runs from base 5719 to 6708 and encodes 329 amino acids. Gene Ontology annotation, molecular function: RNA polymerase II transcription regulatory region sequence-specific DNA binding; DNA-binding transcription factor activity, RNA polymerase II-specific. The record is from RefSeq and is a predicted model, not a curated record. Gene Ontology annotation, biological process: regulation of transcription by RNA polymerase II. The transcript has 2 exons. NCBI's taxonomy places the organism in Eukaryota, Metazoa, Arthropoda, Insecta, Hemiptera, Cicadellidae. Gene Ontology annotation, cellular component: nucleus.
UAAUCAUAAUCUUUGCUACUGUUUUCUUCCUCAAUAAAUUGCAGACGACGAUGUGAUUUAUUGAUUGAAAUUAAAUGGGGAUGGUAACAUGGUAACAAUGUUUCAUACAAUUUCAUAUUGAUGCACGAGUCCGAGAUAUAUGGUGAAAAUAUCAAAUUUAAAGAUUGAAAAUGGUUAUUUUAUGAAAGUCUGGAAAUGAAGGUGAUGGGGAUGCUCCUGGUGGAAAAUACGGUCUUGAGAAGCUUCCAGAAGAGAAACUAAAGGACUGUUCAACUUGUUCAGGGAAAAAGAAUUUUGAGGGUAAACGAAAAUGUUCAAGCACAAUUUUUAUGAACUGCAAAGUAGGCUUGCAACCUCAGUGUUAUCUCACACAUACUUGCCAGUAACAAGUAGACUUGUGUCCAUUGUAAAUAGUUAUUAUUAUUUUUAUAUAAACACAUUGUACAAAAUUUUAUAGUGCCUAAUAUUUUAUAGAAUAAGUUGUGUGCAAAUAAAAGGACUUUUGAUAGCCAAAUUAUCUCACAACUUCUAGGAAAACAUCCAGAUGUGUUUCAAUAAAAACAUUUCUCUUUUAGUUCAAUAAAGUAUUUAUUUUAAUGUUUAUGUCAAUUGUUGUAUGAAUAAAACUGUACCAAAAAGUCGUUUAAACCUAAAAAAAUAAUACAAUUAGUACAACAUGAACAGUUUAUACAUUUUUUGGCUUUACUGAGUUUUAUGUAAUUAUUUUAGAAGAAAGUGUUUAAUUUUUUAUGCUUCUCAAUGUUGCCGCUCCCAUCGCUAAAAAUGAUUUUCUAGACAAAUAAAUCUAUUUACAAAAUAUAGUGUUAUUUGUACACUAUCUAUUUAAAGACAUAAUCACAAAACUUUAUAACACUAAUUGAUAACAUACACUUACACAAGAUAAUUAUACUCAAUCACACAACACUUAUUAACACUCUACACAAACUUGACUAGGCUAAACUGCAUGAAAAUGGCUAGGGCAAACUCUUCCGUUGUCUUAGAGUGAGAGAGACAGAUUUCUGUUUAGGAAAUUUGCCUGUAGUGACAACCUGUAGCAUGAAAUAUUAUUGUAACUAAUAGUACAUUUCUUCUGCUACAGCAACAUAUCUUUUUCUGUGUAUGUGCAAUAAAAAACUGCUAAAAUAAAUGUUUUUCAAAGAUGUCUUUCUCACUUUCUAAAUUACCUCUUGUGAGGGUUUAUAGAAACAUAUUUGGUAAAUUAAGUGGAUCACAAAAUAAAACGGCGGACAUAAUGGAAAAAGGAUUAUUUCUACUAGAAGUUACACAAUUUCCAGUUCCUGUUUAAUAUCAUGUGGGCGAUUAACUGUGAUUAGUUAAAAUGAGGUGUUUUGUGGUUUCCGCUGUAUAGAUUGAUGCUUUAAUAAAAGUUAAGAAAAUGAAUUACUACGGUCAUUAUGGUACCAGUAUCAUCAUGAUAUCUUGUAAACUAACAAUUUAUCAAAUAAUUUGUUUAUAGACGUCCCAGACGUGAGUUGCAGCAUAGCAAUAACGAUCCAAAGACGUCACAGACAUAUUCUCCAUAGUCCUAGGGUUAAAAUUGGAACUACUUUUCUCAUACAGAAUAAUAUUUCCUUGUUCUACAUAUGUGUGCAUUGUGAGAUCUUAUUGUCUCCAUGAAUCAACUUCAUAUCGGUUGCUGCUGAUAUCAGCCAUUGCGCCAUCUUGCGAUAAGUAAAAAAAACUAUACUGAUAUAAGGGGUACUUUGACUCAAAUAAACAUUUAUGUUAAUUUAGACCUGAGAACAAAAGUCCAUAUCGGGCUAAUACAAGUGAUAAGCAUUGAUGGUGACGAAUUAUUAACAUCCCUUGAAGUAGUACCUAUCACUCUUUUAGGUUCAAAUUUAAAGGGUCUGAAUGUGAAUACUUCUGGUCAUUACUGCAAGUUAGGAAACGCAACUUUACAAAGUUAACAAAUAUCGUUGAUUCGCUUAACCAUAACUUCUUAUUGUCUAUCUUGCAUGAAACGUAGUUCUACUUUUUAUGUUCUACAACUUCAAUAUUUGUAUUUUCAUCCCCUUGAACCUUGUAUUGUUUUGUUCAGGAGGAUAAUUGCAAUAGGUUAAUCAUGCAACUUUUGUUAUUAGUGAGGAUAAAAAUAAAUUUGAAAAUAAUGCAAACAAUUUAACCAAACUUUCUUAAAACAAAUAAAUAAUGUGAAAAAAAACAAACUUUAAUUUAAUAAAUGAGAAAAACUAACAUAACCAUAACUUUAUAAUUUUGUAUUACUUGUUACCUACUUACAAACCACGUGGUAACUUCCUAUCACAUCAAAAUAUCUCCUGACUUAAAAAUAAUAACAACACACGAUUACAUGACAAACUCAUACUUUCACUCUGAAAAACACAAUGACCAAUUUUAAAAUAUGAAUAAAUUAAUUUCUUAAUGUUUGAUCUACUUUUGUAAUCCACACUUUACACAUACACAAUUUUCCAAACUGAAUAAUGAUAUUAGAGUUGAGCCGUGGUAGUUGGGUAAUGGACUCCAUGGUUGUCCACCAGGCAUUGAAGGCUACAUGUGGGGGGGGGGGGGGGUUGUUAGUUGCUGUGCUAUACUAAGCUGUUUUGACCAAGAUAAGCUAUUGGAUUGAGAUAAAACUGGAAAACAUUGAUAACAAUAUACAAAUAUAAGCACAAAAUGACAUUUCCAUUCCCAAUAUUAAAAUGCAUAGUUACAUUAUUUGUGAUUUGCACUCCUUAAAACCUCUUAGUUGUGUUCAGGAAGACAUGUAGAGUACGUUAAUAAUGUUUAAAUUAUGAUUGGCAACCCCGGGCGCUAACUUUAAUGAUACCCAAUAUUUGUUUGCCUAUACUGUAUCCAUAUAAAAUCAAUGGUUAAACACAUCUAUAGUUAUCUUUUAUCAGAUAAGCCGGCAACCACGGGCGCUAACUUUAAUGAUACCCAAUAUUUGUUUGCCUAUACUGUAUCCAUAUAAAAUCAAUGGUUAAAUACAUUUAUAGUUAUCUUUUAUCAGAUAAGCCGGCAACCACGGGCGCUAACUUUAAUGAUACCCAAUAUUUGUUUGCCUAUACUGUAUCCAUAUAAAAUCAAUGGUUAAACACAUCUAUAGUUAUCUUUUAUCAAUAAGCCGGCAACCACGGGCGCUAACUUUAAUGAUACCCAAUAUUUGUUUGCCUAUACUGUAUCCAUAUAAAAUCAAUGGUUAAACACAUCUAUAGUUAUCUUUUAUCAGAUAAGCCGUUAAAUCCAUUAAAAUACUGUUAAACUCUUUUAGGAUUGGCCUUUGGUUAUAUUUUGGGAAAAUUAGAAUAGUGUUAAGGACCAGUAGUAUUGUGAAAAGUAUGCUUUUUUGCUUCGGCAUAUUGCUGGUUCAGUAUUUUUAGCCUUCCAUUGCCGUAUUAAGAAGUAGUCUAUUGAGGAUUGAAUUUUAUAAUCAAAUUUACCAUUUACAACAGCUACACAGAUCCAAUAUAUUCUCUGCUUGCAUUCAAAAUAUUCAUAAAAAGAUAUCAAACAACGGUAGUAUUUAUGCUAUCAAAAAAAUGAAAUGGAAAAUGCCUUUUUUUAAAUAGACAGAGUUAAGCACUGAUAUAGUAUACAUAUUGUAACUUUGUAAAUUUUAAUGUAGGGUAUCUAUAGAAGAGUAAUGUAUUACAUAUAGUUAAUCCUAGACAUCUAAACAACACUAAAGAGCAGUUCACUUUGGUAAACCUCAGUCUUUGGGGGGUUAGCUUCUUUCCAAUGAUUAAUUUUUUUUAAUGUAGCAGAUAAGGGCCUAUGUCCUAAAUAUAUAACAUACAUUUCACCCCAACUCCCUCCCUUUGGAGAAUACUAUGACUUUGUUGAAUUGUUUGAUUUUUACAAAAUGUGUUCUAACUAAUGUUUCAAUGUAUAUUUUCUUGAAAUUCAACUAAUUAUUUAUCUCCCCAAACUUAUUUUGUGGUGCUUGAAACCCCUACCAAACAACAUCACGGCAAGGGAUGUACAAGGAUGGUUCAAUACAGACUUUUAAUGAUCUCUUCCAUGUUUACAUAUUUAAAUUUAACUAGUACAAGUACUUAUACCCCCACACCCCAUGAGGUAAUAAAAACUAUGCCGAAAAUAGUGUUAGCUAGUUGUCACUAUUAUUUUAUAAAUAAGUUAUUAGUUUUGUUACUAACAAACGCAAGUAUAUAUCUAUGGCUCAUAAAUAGCAAAAACAAUUGGAAUAUGAAGUACACUACAAAAGUAUAAAUAAAAAGUAAACCCCAGGUUUUGGGGUUUCAUAGAAAUUUGCUUAAUUAAAAAAAUGUUUUAUGUUGUAAAUAUUUUUAGUUAUUAUAAAUAGGUUAACUUUAUUUUAUUUUGUAAACAGCAUUCUAUCUAUAUUGGGCUUCUAAUUAUGAUCUUUUAUGCUCUUAUAUGCAGUUGUAUGGCAUAUCCCCAAAGUGAUGGUAUCUAAUUUCGGGAAAAAAGUGUUUGGCCCUGUUUCCAAAAAAAGUCAAGUAUAGAUGAUCUUAGCUUGUAGUAUUGGAGCAGUCAUUUAUCUUUAAACCUUGAGGGGUGUUAUGGCACUGUUUUGAAUCCAGCGGCCUUUACAAUAGAUCCAUAGAUAGUUAAAUUACAGGUUUCAUCUUAUACUAUUCAGUGAUUUAAAGUAUAAUUAUAAAUAUAUAUAUAUUUAACUAUUAGUAUUAAUUAUUUUAUCACAAGAUACAUACAUAAAACGUUUAUUGAAGUAAAUUCUGGCUCAGCUGCUGCGUGAUUACUAAUACAUUACAUUUGUUUAGGAUUACCUUAAAGCUGCUGUUGUAGAAUAUUAUUAUAAUUUAUAAUUACUAGUGCUUGUAUUCUCGCAAAAUGCCAAGAUUAAAUCUUAAGAACAUCCUUAAGUCAAGCUGUGUUUCUUUGGUGGAUGGACGGUUUGGUAAAACAUCAUAUUUCAAUUUGGCUGAGGUUAAGAUCUGGGCCAUACGCCACACUCUCAUCUGUCUUCUAUGCUGCACUUUAGAUCAAUGCAUUUUUAUUGAAAUAAAUCUAAAAGUGCAGUUGUAUCUUCAUCUAACCAUGGGAAGUCUUCAGGUCAGGUUUAAUAAUAAAUACACAGUUGUAUUUCAAUGUAGAUACAUAAAUUUAAUUGUUAUAGUUAUAGACAGAGUUGGUGUUAAGUUUUUGAAGUGUGGUGAUGUGACAGAAUAUAUAUUAUGUUACAAUGAGCAUAAGCUUAGUCUUGCUAAGUUAUAAUUAAGACACACACCUUUAUAAUAAUGUUGUGCUUUGUGUUUUAUUUUCAGAUGUAAUAUGAGGAUACAAUUGGCUUGUGUGCAGUGCUGUGAAAGUUAAUUUUUAUAUACUCAGGAAAUAAGAAUUUAAUUACAAAAAGAUAGUGAAAUAUCAGUUACCAGCAAGAAUAGUAGAUAUAGCUAGUCAAUAAUCCAGUAUUUGUAUUCAUUUAUUGCAUCUUAAAUGUAAAUUAGAACAUUAGUAUUAAAAGUAAUGUACUGCCAAUAUAAAAAUGAUAUAGACCCACUUAACAAAAGCUUGAAACAAAUAUCUUGUUACUAAUACAAAGAAAGAAACAUAUAAUAGAUAAAGUUUGAACAAAAACUUUGGUAGUAAGUAGGUUUAAUAAGGUAGAAAAUAAUAAGGUAAACCAGAAAGGUAAAAUGUAUUUAUCUGCAGAUAAAUAUAUUAGAAAGCAAUUUUUAAAAUAUACUUAAUAACACAAAUCUUUAAAAUGUGUUCUCUGAUAGAUACACUAUGAAUACACAAAUGAAACAAUUUUGUUCACAAAUGUUAAGCCACACCACUAAUAAACCUUAUAAGUGUGGCUUUUGCAGAUUUGAGAGUAGUAAGAGUGGAAAUUUGAAACAACACAUGUUAAUCCACACAGGUGAAAAACCUUUUAAAUGUACCCUUUGCAGCUAUGAGUGCACUAGAAGUGGACAUUUGAAGAUACACAUGUUAACCCACAAAGGGGAUAAACCUUAUAAGUGCACAAUGUGUAAUUAUGCGUGUAUCACAAGCGGACAUUUGAAGAAACACAUGUUAAUACACACGGGUGAGAAACCUUACAAGUGUACCCUUUGUAGCUUUGAGUGUGCUAGAAUUGGAAGUUUGAAUAUACAUAUAUUAAAACACAAAGGCGAGAAACCUUAUAGUUGUACACUUUGCAGCUAUGCAGGUAAUACGAGAGGAAAUCUUAAAGGACACAUGUUAACUCAUAUAGAUGACAAACCUCAUAAAUGUAUCUUUUGCAACUAUGAAUGUAAUAAAGUUGGAAAUUUGAAGAAACAUAUGUUAACACACACAGGUGAAAAACCGUUUAAAUGUUCCUUAUGCAGCUAUGUUUGUACUGUGAGUGGAAACUUAGAAAGACAUCUUCUAACUCACACUGGUGAGAAACCUUAUAAAUGCUCCCUUUGUAGUUAUGAAUGUAAUCAAGCAGGCAGUUUAAAGAAACAUAUGUUUACUCACUCAGGUGAAAAACCAUACAAGUGUUCCCUUUGCAGCUAUGAGUGUUCUCAAAGUGGAAGUUUGAAAGAGCAUAUUUUUAAUCACACAGGUGAUAAGCCUUUUAAAUGUUUGCACUGCAGCUACUCAUGUAGCAAAAAUGGAAAUUUAAAGACCCACAUGUUGACCCACACAGGUGAGAAACCUUAUAAGUGUACCCUUUGCAAUUGUGCAUUUACUAAAAAUAGAAAUUUAAAGAAACAUAUGUUGACACACAAUGAUGAAAAACCAUUAUGAAUGCAUCAUGUGUAGCUGUUUCACAAAUUUGGGUUUGAUCGUUUGGUCGUGCCAAAACCCACUAUAACCCUUUACUUAGCAUCUAUUCACUUCAUCCUGUCCAUGUCUACUUGAAUUAGCCUGACUUGGUCACUAUAUAUUGCCAAUAUACAUAUAUUGUGUAUAUUGGCUUGAAAAAUGUUCAAAAUUAUAAAAUCUAAUUGAUUACAAAAAUGGGUUUUAGAGAUUCAUACAAGAAUGGUUUAUAGAAUUCAAUAAAUAUAGAAAGUAAAGAGUUAAGUAACCGUCUUGCUGCUAUACAUGUAUGCGUAGUUGCAUGACCCAGGUUGUGUAAGAAAGGACUAUGUAGUGUUAACAUCAGAUAAAGUGGAAAGUUCAUUCAUGUGUUGUAAUUUAGUUUGAAGAUACAGUCAUGGGAUGAAUAGUUUUACUCUUAAACACAAAAAUACUGUUAAAAUAUUUUUACAAUUACAAAGUUUGUGUUACAUAAAAAAUAUGAUAAUAUAAAAAGGCAACUUUAUCCCUAAAUUAAAUUUUAUACCUAACGAAGUGUACAAAUAAAUAAAUCAUACAAUAAUUCUAUCCUACAUGGCAUGACAUUUUAGAAAUAUAAUUAAUAUGGCUUCAAAAGUAUUUUUAUAAAUAUUUAAUAUUAAUUCUUCUAUAUAUGAAUGAUUUUCAAAGGAGUAUUAGUAACAGGAAUGUAAUUAUUUUUGCGGAUGACGGAAAUUUAUCUGAGAAAAUCCCACUGAUUUUGGAGAGAUCCGCAAAUGAGACUUUUCAAAAAGCAUGUUUGCUUUCACGCAAUAGGCUUGAAAUAAUAAUAACACUUUGAAAUAUAAACUGAUUUAUUUGUUCACAAAAAGAACUGGAAACAAAAUUCAAGUCCGUGGGGCAAGGGAGGUUGUAGCGAGUAGAGAUGCCAGAUCCUUGGGUGUGGCUAGAUGAAACUCUUAACUGGAAAAGUCAUAUCCAGAGCUUUCAAGCAAAACAGAGCUUAACAAGCUAUGGAUUGAGAGUAACCUACCCUGUCACCACACAAAAGUUACUGAUUUCUGAAUGUUAUAGUUAUAUUUAUUGGCAUCUGAUAUAUGGAUUGGUCUUUUGGUGUAAUUCCUAUGACUCUUGAAAAAUGUUCAAAAUUAUAAAAUCUAAUUGAUUACAAAAAUGGGUUUUAGAGAUUCAUACAAGAAUGGUUUAUAGAAUUCAAUAAAAUCACUCCUUGUAUUUACAUAUUGGAAAUAAUAUUACUGUGUAGGAGCAGGGGGAGUUGGAUGGGCCAGUGCAUAGGUAUUCACUAAGAAAUUCCUCCUUGCAGAACCUUGUACAUCAUCUUAACGUAUUUUAGAGGGAACUGAGACUGUACAACCAUUUGCCAAGACAAUUAAUUAAAGAAGUAAAAACUUUAUUAGAUUCAAAAAUCUUUUAAAGGACCACCUGAUGGAGCACACACUUUACUCUGAUAGUGAGAGCGCUAAGUAAAACUCUGUAACAGUACCUGAUUAUUUUUAUGAUAUUUUAGCAUUUUAUAUUUGAAAAAGUGUAUAUUAGAUUUUUAUUACUUGUGUUUGUUCUGUACUGAAAGGGCGUUUAUUAAUGACUGGAUGACGAAUCAAAUGUUUACUUUAGCGAAAAAUCAUUGUAAACCAGUUUAUGAUGAAUGUAUUUCAUAAAUAUAUGAAAUAUUGCAAAUGUA